UUAUGUUGGUAUUACUGUGGAAUGGGAAGUGGGAACAUCCAAAUCCGGCUUGACGAUAUACGGUAGUUUUGCUAAACGAAGGGCUCCUUCCAAGAAAGUAAUAUAUCUAUAUAAUAUGAAACGCAGAAAAUAUUUCCGUAUUUGAAUUUACAGUAUUUAUGUACAUACGGUUCAAUAACGACAAACGAUAAGGGAGAAUAAUCUUUGAUCUGUAGAUCAUUACUAAUGAGACGGAAUGUUUGUAAGAGAUUGGUCGAGCAUUCAAACGUGGAAUGAAUGAGGAAGAGUUAUUGACACGGUCAGCUGCAGAGCGUGAUAGAAUAUUCAGCUGCUAUGACCGUGGCAGAGAACAUGGAGCCCAAAUUGAUGCAUGGGAAGAUCCUGGUUAUGAAGUUUAUCAUACUACAGAUAGAUAUGGAUUUAUACACGAUAAGCGAUUACCACGAAGGUUAGGUGCAAAUGAAAUAAGACUUGAUCAAAUAGAAAUACAAAGAUUGAAAAAAUGGGAAAAAAUGACAAAACAAUGGGAGAGUUCAUCGACUAAGGAGAAAUUACGUCGUAGAAUAUAUAAAGGUAUUCCAAAUAGAUUUAGAGGUCAAGUAUGGACUUUAUUACUAGGAAUAAAAACUCUAAAGGAAGAACAAGCAGGCAAGUAUGAAGAAAUGCUUAAACUUGCACGUCAUUGGUCCACUGAAAUUCGGCAAAUUGAUGCUGAUGUUGCUAGACAAUAUAGGGAUCAUAUCAAUUAUAGGGAGAGAUAUAGCAUAAAACAACGGUCUAUGUUCUAUGUAUUAGCUGCUUAUAGUAUGUACAACAUGGAAGUAGGUUAUUGUCAAGGAAUGUCAGUUUUGGCUGGAUUACUUUUACUGUAUAUGGAUGAAGAAGAUGCAUUUUGGGGUUUGUCUGUAUUACUUGCCGAUAAAAAAUAUAGUAUGCACGGAUUUUAUGUUGAUGGUUUUCCUAAACUAAAUCGCUUCAUCGAACAUCAUGAUAAAAUAAUGAAUAAAUUUCUACCAAAACUAAAACGAAAACUUGAUAAGUGUGGUUGCGAUUCUAUAUUAUAUGCAUUGAAAUGGUUCUUUGUUGUUUUCCAAGAACGAACGCCUGUUAGCCUUGGUCUGCGUAUUUGGGAUAUAUUUUUACUGGAUGGAGACCGCAUUUUACCUGCAAUGGCAUAUACUAUUAUGAAAAUGCAUAAACGUAAUUUAAUGCCGAUGGAAAGUCUUGAUGAAUUUUGUAAUUAUUUGCAAAUUAAAUUGGAACAAGACUUUGGAUUUAAUGAUGAUACCGUAAUUAAUACCAUGGAACGUUGCAUGGAAGAACUAAAACGUGCCAAAUUAGAAUAUCCAGGUCCUCCCUUACCACAUGAAUUACCACAGUAUCCAGUUGGUACAUUUAAAGAACCCUCUUUCACUAGCAAGGUUGGACGACGUAGUGAAGAAUUCAGUGAAGCACAACAUAUGAUGCGCGAGUCGGUAGUACAACGAAGGGAUAUGGCUCUCGUCGAGGAAGGCAGAGAAAGUACAACGCCAGUUGAUCCAAGUAGUGGUGGCCUUGGUGGGAGCAAAUUCUCAUUUGAUCCAAGUCUUGACGAUGGUGCGUCUCCCAAUGGCUCACAUCGGUCUUUGGCUGACACAUCUGUUACCUCCACAGCUGAUCUUUCUGUAUUUAGUUCCGCGACACGGUCUCAAGCAUUAGACAAUAGUCUUGAUACUCAAAGCAAUCUUUCUAAUGGUAGUUCUGGUAGUGGUGGUUUGCUUACACCAAGGGCAACGCCCCAUCAUCCAAGUCCAGAUAUUGUACGAAUCUAUGUACCAUAUACUUCACCUUCCGCAACUUCGUACAAGGACGAUCUUCCUCGCACCCUUCCUCGGUCUUUAGAAACAAAUAGAAUCCGCAUACGUGUUGAUCCCGAUCAAACUCCUAUAGUAGAACACCUUAAGCCACUUUCUUUAGAUAGUCCAGAGUUUGAACUAGAUCUAAAAUAAAUAACGAAUAGAAAUUACGUAACAAGUACUAUAAAUAGUAUUACUACAAUCGAAAAUAAUGAAAUUAGAUGUAUGUUGUAUAUAUCUAAUAAAAAAGAUAUAUAUAUAUAUAUCUAUAUAUAUAUAAUAUGUAUAGAAGGAUGAUAAUCAGAAACAAAAAUAUCA
Molecule: messenger RNA, 2153 nt
Organism: Vespa velutina
Lineage: Eukaryota; Metazoa; Arthropoda; Insecta; Hymenoptera; Vespidae
Gene: RN-tre
Product: USP6 N-terminal-like protein
Exons: 8
Coding region: 273-1988 (571 amino acids)
Source: RefSeq, a predicted model, not a curated record